UGGUGGUACCGAAGCGUCAGCGGUGUUGGCUCACUCCGUCAGAGCAUAUUGCCCCCCCUCGCCCCCAUCCUACCCAGUGAGAAGUGGUGACGGUGGGCGAUCGUCCUGCUUAGCUCUUUGUAUUUCUCCCUCUUGUCGUCCUGCCACCUGACGCCACUCUGGUCAAUUGCUCCAGGAAUAAUGCCGUCCAAUCCCCUCCGUCCCCAGACGAUGCUGCUGCGCAGCCGCUGACGACAUAGACAGCAAGAGACAAGACUAGUUAAGGCGAUAGAGUAAUGUGGGGCCAUCUCUUGUAUCACACUUUCUGUUCAUGUCUCAUGUUGUCGGCCAACAGAAGCAUCGCUUUCUCUUCUUGAUCAGUGGGAGCAGCUGAUGGGACAAGGAGACAAGACGCAGUAUUACUCACAACAAGCGGGGUAUUUUCUCACAGAAACCCUUCGGCGUGACUUUCCUUCCCGCCAUCUGGUCGGGUGCAAAACGCCUCUACCAGAGGCGAAUUCAUGAGGUGGGCUUUAGAGAAGAGAGCUCUAAUGGGACAUUGAGUGCUCUUUCUGGGUCGGCAGGUGGCGUCAUUUGCAUUCAGGGAGAAUCAUCGAUUGUGGCACUCGCCAUAGCCCGAAGCGUCUGAGUCGUUUCUUCUUUUUAACAUGGCCUCUCACCCAGUUGGCGUGUACUACAACUACUUCGCUUCUCUGCUGGUUGCUCAUUCGGUUGAAAUACACAUAGCCAGGGGGGAAGCGCUUGAUAGGGCUGAGAAUGUGUACAGACAGACCUUCUUGCAGCCUUUUGGCAGCCCGGUUGAACCCAGCUUGAUUCUUGUUCUCUGCCUUCAUCUCCUCUUCCCAUACGUCGAGCAGCCUGAGGGAGUUCCUCGUGGGCCGAAUCGCGAAAAAGCACGUGCACAAGUUCAGACUCUGGUCAGUCUUCCGAACGUCGUUCUGCACGACGAGGUCCUUGUCUCCGGGGAGAAAGGGUAAUGGAUUUUUCUGCCAGAUCAUGUCGACGUCACUGUACAAGGCAGUGUAGCCUUGUUGAAGGAUCUCGCGAACAAAGAACGACCGCUUCUUGACAAGAGCACCGAAGCCCUCGCUGUUGAACGCGGAUGCAGUCGUCGAUAUCAUAUUGUUCAUCGUGGGUCCCUUGACAAUGUGGUCUCCGUAAUGGAGGUGGAGGUGCUUGAAACACGCGUUAUCGCGGCAAAUUAUGAUCCAAUUGUGAAUGUCGAGCUGCGACAGACUGAUAGCCCAGUUGAUAGCGAAAUCGGCCUGCAGCUCAGAGACACGACAUCAAGUAUAACGCAACUUACCCGUUUACGACCCACCAUGCCACAGUUCACAGUUGUGAAGAUAAUCAAUCUGCGAGAAUCGGCAAUUGAUGAAAGCAGGUAUGGAGAGAGCCAGUCAGAGGUGAAGUUCGAAGAGGACUUGUCGUCUGCGGUCCCCCCCUUGAGUGUGACUCCUAGCAACUUCUUCAGGGCGUCGUAUGAAGCAAGCAGAAGUAUGAAUGCAAGGGCCGCAAAAAUGAGGACACGUUUUAACGUCAUUUGCUG
Messenger RNA from Vitrella brassicaformis, 1549 nucleotides. The record is from the annotation of a GenBank genome assembly. NCBI's taxonomy places the organism in Eukaryota, Vitrellaceae.